AUGGAGGUGGCUAUAGUUGAAUCAGUAGGGAGUAUUCCUCUGCAAGACCCACCGGAGGAAGAGUUCUCGUCUGCUGACUUGACUUGGACCAAGUUUGGGAAUGGUGAGCACCAUGAUGAGGUUGCUCUUAUUCCUUAUGAUAGAGUUGAUGCUUUUAUAAUUGGCGAGUGCUCUAAUGUAUUGUGUCCCACUCGGUUUCAUAUCGAACGAGGAAGGAAACGGGCUAUUGGUACCUUGAAGGAGUACAAGGAUGAUGAAUAUCUUGAGUACAGGCUGUACUGGUGCUCGUUUGGCCCAGAAAAUUAUGGAGAGGGUGGAGAGAUACUUCCUAGUCGGAGAUAUCGACUUAAUACUCGAAAUCGUGCUGCUAGACCUCAAUCGAUGCGUGGUUGUACCUGUCAUUUUGUUGUCAAACGGCUUUAUGCUCGUCCAUCACUUGCGCUUAUUGUAUACAAUGAUAGGCGUCAUGUUAACACAGCUGGAUUUAUCUGCCAUGGGCCACUUGAUAGGGAUGCUAUUGGCCCAGGUGCCAAAAAAAUUCCAUACAUAUGCAAUGAAAUUCAGCAACAAACAAUGUCCAUGAUAUAUCUCGGCAUUCCAGAAGAGAAUAUUUUGGAGAAACACAUCGAAGGAGUCGAGCGUUAUUGUGGUUCAAAUGCAAAAGCCAAUAGCCUUGCUUCUCAGUAUGUUCACAAGCUAGGCAUGAUUAUCAAGAGAUCUACUCAUGAGCUUGAUCUGGAUGAUCAAGCUAGCAUCCGAAUGUGGGUCGAGCGCAAUCGAAAAUCUGUAUUUUUUCAUCAAGAUACUUCAGAGUCUGACCCUUUCAUCCUAGGAAUCCAAACAGAAUGGCAGCUGCAACAAAUGGUUCGUUUUGGUCAUCGUAGUGUUGUUGCAACAGACUCGUCCUUUGGUGUAAAGAGGCUUAAAUAUCCCUUGUUCACACUACUUGUUUUUGAUUCAAGACAACACGCACUUCCUGUCGCAUGGAUUAUUACACGUAGCUUUGCAAAACCUGAUGUGUCUAAGUGGCUGAAAGCCUUAAUUGAUCGAGCUCGUAGUGUUGAGCCUGGAUGGGAAGUCAAUGGAUUUUUAAUUGAUGAUGCUGCAGCUGAUAUUGAUCUUUUGAGUGAUAUAUUUGGUUGUCCAGUCCUAUUUUCACUAUGGCGCAUUCGUAGAUCAUGGCUAAGGAAUAUUGUUAGGAAAUGCAAUAAUAUUGAAGUUCGGAGGGAGAUUUUUAAGCGUCUCGGAACAUUAGUGUACAGCAUUUGGGGAGGCACUAAUACAUCAGUUGCAUUAGAACAAUUUAUGUUGGAUUUUGUAGACCAAACUGAUUUCAUGGAAUAUUUCAAAGUCUCCUGGCUGCCCAAGAUUGAAAUGUGGCUUUCGACAAUGAGAAAUUUUCCACUGGCAAGCCAGGAAGCUUCUGGAGCAUUAGAAGCCUACCAUGUUAAACUGAAAGCGAAACUUUUUGAUGAUUCACAUCUGGGAGCGCUGCAAAGAGUAGAUUGGUUAGUUCACAAGUUAACAACCGAGUUGCAUUCAAGCUACUGGCUUGAUCGUUUUGCUGAUGAGAGUGAUUCUUUCCAGAAUGUGAAGGAGGGAUAUAUUGCUUCUACAUCAUGGCAUCGGGCACUUCAAAUUCCCGACUCUGCAGUCACCUUGGACGAUAAGAACCAGCUCUUUGCCAAAGUUGUGAGCCAAAAAGACAACAACUUAACACACAUAGUGUGGAAUCCGGGAUCUGAAUUCUCAUCAUGUGAUUGUUCUUGGUCAUUGCAAGAUCUAAGGAGAAAACCCGUAGACGAUUCAUUUGAGUUGGACUUGUCAUUGGCUUGGACCCACCAAAUGCUAGAUCACAUCCAAAAAUUUGUUGAAUUGAAUAAUUCUCCUGAUAUUGGUACUAUAGUUAAUAAUAUGCCUUUGAAAUGGGUUUCAAAGAAAGGUAGAACCUAUGUUGGCAAAAAUUCUUCAAUUUCGGCUGCUAUUCCUAGAACCAGCGACACAAAAAGUAUUCUUAUAUAUAAGAAGAAUCGGAAGCGGAAAAGAUUGUCACGACUAAGAUGA
Vicia faba (fava bean) is the source of this 2064-nucleotide messenger RNA. Lineage: Eukaryota; Viridiplantae; Streptophyta; Magnoliopsida; Fabales; Fabaceae. The record is from the annotation of a GenBank genome assembly.